Messenger RNA from Neolamprologus brichardi, 2426 nucleotides. The record is from RefSeq and is a predicted model, not a curated record. NCBI's taxonomy places the organism in Eukaryota, Metazoa, Chordata, Actinopteri, Cichliformes, Cichlidae.
UUCUAGACAAACUGGACUACCAUCUUGACCUCAGUGGAGACAGUCUGGAUCCUUACCCUUGCUGUGCUGUGGCCUAUGUGGUCACUCAGUCAAAGGAAAGGAAAAUAAGGCUGAACCUCGAGGACGUGAUCAUAUCAGAACAAGGAAUGAGACAGCUAUUCGGAUGCCUUGAAAAUGUUGAGUGGUAUAACCUUCUGCCUCAGCAGCUUUGGAAAGCUUUCCUUCUCAGCGAAGAGCAGAUGGACUUCGUAACCUUACUCAGUCUUGAUGGAAAUCAUUUACACCUUCCAACUCAAGGUGAAAAGCAGCUGUUUGAAAGAGCUGUGGAAGUCAUGCAGUGGAUGUCUACAAAGGUUAAUGUCUGCCUCUACUGGGACAGAGAAACUCCUGCCUGCCAGAGUCUGUGUGAGUCUCUGUUAGAGGCUUUGCCAUUCAUCAGCUCACUCAGCUUCAGAUGUCCAGUUUUUUGGAGCCAGGAGAAAUACCAUGGGACACUGGAGAAGGAGCAGGAGAAUCUGUUCAUGGAUUUGUGCCUGAAAGCAGCACUUAAUAAUGGAGCAAAAUUUUACAACGUUGCGAAGAAGCUUCUUUCAUUGUUUCUUGUUAAAACUGAGUUAGAAAACAUCCUUCUUGAUUUAUAUCAACAUAUUAAAAGCAGAGGAUUUUCAGUUAACUUUGAAACACUGAGGCCGUGUUUUCAGUCAGCUCCUGCAGUCUGGUCCAUAAACCUCUCAGAGAGAAAGACCUCCAUCCUCCUGGAAGUGCUGAAACUCCAACCAGAGAAGAAACAAGUGAAGCUGACAGGCUGCUCACAUGAAGAGAGUGAAGUGAGGAGUUUACUCCAGUGUCUGCCUUAUAUCUCACAGCUCAGUGUUAUUCCGUGGAAGUUAGAUGAAGAAAUCAGGUUCUUUGGGAGUGUGUUCUGUGCAGCAGCAGAGAGAGAGCAGCAGACAGGGGAGAAGAUACUGGAGCUGUUAUCAUCAGUGUGCACAUACAAAGGAUUUCCUGUCAAACAGAAAUUGUGUGAUUUUCUACUGGAUCUGUACUUUUAUGAGACCAAAACAGGAUCGAUUAUUCUUCAUUCAUUACAGUCAAUUUUCCAGUCAGCUCCUGCAGUCUGGUCCAUAAACCUCUCACAGAGAAAGACCUCCAUCCUCCUGGAAGUGCUGAAACUCCAAGCAGACAAGAAACAAGUGAAGCUGACAGGCUUCUCACAUGAAGAGAGUGAAGUGAGGAAUUUCCUUGAAUGUCUGCCUUAUAUCUCAAAACUCGGUGUUGUUCCUUGGUGGUCAGAUCUUUAUGAAGGAACCAAAAGAACCUUGAUUAAUCUGUUCUGUGCAGCAGCAGAGAGAGAACAGCAGACAGGAGAGAAGAUACUGGAGCUGUUAUCAUCAGUGUGCGCAUAUCAAACAUUCCCUUUUAAUGACAGAGACAUUUCUGAUGAAUAUCAGUGUGACUUCUUGUUGGAUCUGUACUCCCAUAUGAAGGCCUAUGAGUCUAAACCAGGCUUGAGUGUCCUUCCAUCAUUACAGUCAGUUUUCCAGUCAGCUCCUGCAGUCUGGUCCAUAAACCUCUCAGAGAGAAAGACCUCCAUCCUCCUGGAAGUGCUGAAACUCCAUCCAGAGAAGAAGCAAGUGGAGCUGAGAGGCUGCUCACAUGAAGAGAGUGAAGUGAAGAGUUUCCUUGAGUGUCUGCCUUAUAUCUCACAGCUCAGUUUUUUUACUUUAUGGGCAGAUGAAGGAGGAAGGUUUUUUGGGAAUCUGUUCUGUGCAGCAGCAGAGAGAGACGAGCAGGCAGGAGAGAAGAUACUGGAGCUGUUAUCAUCAGUGUGCACAUAUCAAACAUUCCCUGUUAAUGACACAUAUACAGAUCUUCAAUAUCAGUGUGAUUUCCUGCUGGAUCUGUACUCUCAUGUGAAGGACUAUGAGAUUAAAACAGGCUUGAGUGUCCUUCCAUCAUUACAGUCAAUUUUCCAGUCAGCUCCUGCAGUCUGGUUCAUAAACCUCUCAAUAAGAAAGACCUCCAUCCUCCUGGAAGUGCUGAAACUCCAACUAGAGAAGAAACAAGUUAAACUGACAGGCUGCUCACACGAAGAGAGUGAAGUGAGGAGUUUCCUUGAAUGUCUGCCUUACAUCUCACAGCUCAGUGUUGCUUCUCGGAGGCGAGAUGAAGAAAUUACAACCUUUGUGAAUCUGUUCUGUGCAGCAGCAGAGAGAGAACAGCAGACAGGAGAGAAGAUACUGGAGCAGUUAUCAUCAGUGUGCAGAUAUGAACGAUUGCCCCUUAAAGAGAAAUGGUGUGAUUUCCUGAUGGAUCUGUGCUCUUAUGAGAUUAAAACAGGCUUGAGUGUCCUUCCAUCAUUACAGUCAGUUUUCCAGUCAGCUCCUGCAGUCUGGUUCAUAAACCUCUCAGAGAGAAAGACCUCC